CUCAGUUUUGAAAGUUUCCGUCGAGCCUCCUGAGACAGCCCAUAGAAGACAGAAUGUGGUUACGGAAAGUUGUGCUUGGGGUUGGAGAUCCAUUCCAGUGAAAGAAUUGAUCCCAGUGGCCGAGGGGUGACGGAACCAUGUCUCAGAGUACCGAAGAUGCCCUGGAGUUGUGCAAGUCCUCUGUGGAGACCGUACAGGCCACUUUGGUGUUGUUUAAUUCUGUGGAGAAGUUAUCUUCCACAUUGGGUGCGUUGGGCCCAUUGAUUGGGGUGGCCGCAGCCAUUAUGAAACUAGCCCUGGGCGGUGUGGACAGUCCGGAGAUGGCCUUCAUGAAGGAACAGUUCCAAGCCGUUAGAAACCAACUGGAUGUCAUCUCAGGGCAGAUUUCCAAAGUCCUUCAGGAGAUCAGUAGAAGCACGAUGGAAAAUCAGUAUUUCCGCAUUCAGGAAAACAUCAAGAGCCAGUUCAGGAAGUACAUGGACAUCCUGAGAGCAGCACCAGAGUACCGGCAGAAGGAGAAGGAAGAAUUUCUCAAACACUUCGACGAGACCAAGACAGACCAGAACCUGCACAGUCUGUAUGAUGGAGUGAUGGGUUUUACCGGAUGUUUUGGCAAAUCUAUCCUGGACACCGCCAUGGACAGUAGCGAGAGGAAUCGUCGUCUGAUGGAGAGCCUUUGUGCCGCAUUGAAGAAGCUCUUUUGUGUCGGUGUGAUUGCUCUGGUGGGGCACGCUGCCAUCACCGGGAACGACGCAAAGGCGCUAGAGGUGGAAUGGAAUGAAAAACUGGCCCGAGUCGAGGGCAGAAUGAACUCCAUGAUAUCUCGCUGCAUCUAUGAGUUUGAAGAGCAGGCGAGGAUGGAUGUGAAUAAAUGGGUGCAGUGUAAGGGCGGGAGGGAUAACCGUGAGUGUUCAAGUUAUGUCCUGAAUCAAUUAGUACAGAAAUACAACUGGGUUCAUUGGUCAGUGCGUGUCUAUGAUCCUGUCCAUGCCUAUGCCAAUCACUGUGUUAUCGGCUGUCACUACUUUCACUUUUUCAGGCAUAACGGUGUUAAUAUUGUCGUCUCCUACACCACCAACCCAAGUCCAGUUGAUGAGUUUCGCAUCCGGCAGUUAAUGAAGGGGAAGGAGCACUGGAGUGACCCAAAAAAAGUGGUGGAUCAUAUCCAUGGCAACCUCCCUGGGCAUGUUGUCCACGUAGUGAGGCGGUACAAAAAUCUGUGGUACGCUUCCAACUUCCCCGGUACAUGUCACUUCUGGGAGAACUACAGUGGUGUCACCCUGUGUGUUCACAGAGAAUAAACCUUUGAUUGCACCGGGACACCCCAUAUAAUUCCCUAUUGCUAUUUUGUCUGUCUGUCCCUGACACGCAGAAUAAAUAUCGCCCCUCCCCCCUUUCCCCAAAUACUCUUUGAAGAUUAUUCAGAAAGGCUUGGAAUGUGCACUCCUCAUCUCUAUAACCAACCAUCUUAGUGCCCUCAGUGGAAAUUAAGACCCACCACCAAGGAUCCAACACUCUUUUCACGCUCAACCACCCUCCCUUGUAUGCGAGGUAGCGAACGUGGAUCCAGCUGCCAGAUGCAGUCGGAUCCACACACCCCUUCCCAAAAGGUAGUCACAAAGGGAGCACAGAGCCUACGCUGCAGGGGUGAUGAAGGUGCGUUGGUUCACGUCGGUGGUAGUCUGAUCGAGGCCCUCUCUACAGGCUUCUCUUAAGUAUUAACAAGUAUUAACCCUGUUCCUACAAACACAUCUUUAAAACUCCCAUCAGAGGAUUUGCCAGGGUUAAUGCUGUGAGGUGGAAUACGAAAAACCAACUGUGGAUAAGCCGGGAGACUGGGCUGUAAAUGUGUCAGGCCGGGGACCACCCAUUCCCACUAAAGGGCAGUUUCAGUUGUCGUUUGUUCCUGCGAUAAUAAAAUCGGUGCUGCUGUCUGUAACAAUGGAACUUUUACAAUCAGAUAUCCUGUAAACUAUACUAUACUGUACUAAACUAUGCAAUUGUUAGUUUUUUCUCAA
Molecule: messenger RNA, 2018 nt
Organism: Hypanus sabinus (Atlantic stingray)
Lineage: Eukaryota; Metazoa; Chordata; Chondrichthyes; Myliobatiformes; Dasyatidae
Product: protein rapunzel-like
Exons: 2
Coding region: 138-1301 (387 amino acids)
Source: RefSeq, a predicted model, not a curated record